Molecule: messenger RNA, 1120 nt
Organism: Daphnia pulicaria
Lineage: Eukaryota; Metazoa; Arthropoda; Branchiopoda; Diplostraca; Daphniidae
Product: zinc finger protein 98-like
Exons: 5
Coding region: 129-1097 (322 amino acids)
Biological process (GO): regulation of transcription by RNA polymerase II
Cellular component (GO): nucleus
Molecular function (GO): protein binding; RNA polymerase II transcription regulatory region sequence-specific DNA binding; DNA-binding transcription factor activity, RNA polymerase II-specific
Source: RefSeq, a predicted model, not a curated record
UUUUCAUUCUGGCAUCGCUGUAUAGUUCGAUGAGAAAGCAGACAAAAUAAAUUUUCAUCAACGACGAAACAAAAAAUUCAAACCGAUUCAAACUACUUUAUUAUACACAAGCAAUUAAUAACUUAUAAAUGGAAUUUUUACUAGAACGUGACAGCCGCAACUCAGCCUUGACUGAUUAUCUAAAGAGUAUCUACGAUAAUGGAACGGCUGCUGACAUACUUCUGUUGUCUGAUAGCUGUCAAUUCAAAGCCCAUCGCAGUGUUUUGGCUGCUGCUAGCCAAUUUUUUUAUUUUAUGUUGAAAGACGAAGUUGUGGAUGACUGUGUAAUUUUAUUCACAGAAUACAGUAGUCGGCAUGUUCAGAAGAUGCUGGAGUUUAUUUAUACUGGAACAACAACUGUCAGUGAAAAAGAAGAAGAGUCAUUCUCAAAUUUGUUGAUGGAUUUAGAAAUUGGAGGAGUAAAACCAAAUAUUUGUACAUCAUCAGCUUUCAGUGUUGUAGAAAGAAUAGAAGAUGUUAUUUUGGUGGAAGUUGAUACAUCACCAGAUGCUGCUGAAGGAUCAAGAAAUUUAAAAUGUGAAAUUUGUGGUCAAGUUCUUAAAACAAGAACUGGACUGAGAAUGCAUUUGCUAGUUCACCAAGGAUCUAAAGGAAAGGUUUUUACCUGUGAUGUAUGUGGAAAAGGUUUCAGUCAAGCAAGCCAAUUAAAAACCCACAUGAGAAUUCAUACAGGGGAGAAGCCUUACAAAUGUGAUGUGUGUGAGAAAUCAUUUUCCCAUGCAUCAACACUUUCUGAGCAUAAAAAUUUGCAUGAUGAAGUCAAACCAUUUCAGUGUAAUGUAUGCAAACAAGCAUUUGCUCAACGUAAAGCCCUCCGAUCCCAUAACUGCCAUGAAGAUAAUCAGAACAUCAACAGCAAAAUGUUUCCAUGUCCUUACUGUAGCAGAUCUUUCAGUACUCGUAGAGGUUUGGCUAUUCAUAAAAUGCAUCAACAUGUUGAAACUGCUAGUGAACCAAUAUUGCAAUGUGAUCUUUGCUCUACAACUUUUACUAGUGAAAACGCGUUUGAAACGCAUUUGCGACAUCAACAUAGUUAGCCCAAUAAAACCUCUAAUUGUUU